Mytilus trossulus (common blue mussel) is the source of this 1234-nucleotide messenger RNA. RefSeq names its product zinc finger BED domain-containing protein 5-like. NCBI's taxonomy places the organism in Eukaryota, Metazoa, Mollusca, Bivalvia, Mytilida, Mytilidae. The transcript is spliced from 4 exons. The coding region runs from base 641 to 1234 and encodes 197 amino acids. The record is from RefSeq and is a predicted model, not a curated record.
ACAUGUUUAGAUUAAAGGAGCAAAACAAAUUCAACAAUAUAACAUAAUUUGAUGUAUUUCUUUUGAAAUACUUUUCAUAAAUAUGAGUCAAAUACAACUGUGAAACUAGUCAUAUCAUAGGAGUUAGGUUCUAGUUUUCAUCAAUGCUAGUCUCACCAGACUCUAAACAUGAGGCACCAUCUGAUAGGCCUGUACACUCAUUGGAUUUGUAUUCUGUUUUGUUUUUUAAGUUGAAAAAAGAUUAUUCAAAUGCAAUCAAUAAAAAGAAGAUAAGCCAUCAUAAGGUCUGAUUGCCAAUGAGACAACUCUCUGCAAGAGACCAAAUGCCACAGAAAUUAACAACUAUAGGUCACCAUAUUGCAAGUAUUGUUUAUUCUACUAUAAAAUAGGUAAUUGGGUAUUGAUAAGAUACUAGUAUGAUUGACAACUGACAAGGUAGCAUACAUGUGAUUCUUCCGGCGGGAGUCAAAAUCUCCUGCUUUUCAGACCCUCUUCCGUCCCUCCUGUAAAAAUUUGAAAUCUUCCGCUUUUUGAAAUCAAACCCUCGAAAAAAUUUUGCACAGAAGUUUGCCUGUAAGAGGACCAAGACAACCCACAUCAUCACACAUUAGCACCACACUGGGACAGUAAAGUAAAUGACAUGUGUCGUUCUGAGAAAUUCACAGUAAUGAUAGAUGAGUCAAAUGACAAAGGUGACAACAAGAAACUCAACAUCCUUGUACGUGUAUACAACCAGACUUUACGUAUAGUGUCCACUCAGUUCUUUGGCAUCCCAACCUGCAACAUUGGAACCAGCUCAUCAAUAUUCAACUGCCUGAAUCAGGUAUUCAUUGAUAGAGACAUUCCUUGGGCCAACUGCAUUGGAUUCUCAUCUGACAACUGCAAUGUGAUGAUAGGCAAGAACAACAGUGUCCUGACUCGUAUUCAGCAGAUGUCACCAAGUGUGUUCAACGUAGGGUGUGUUUGUCACUUAGCCAACCUCUGUGCACAGAAGGCCAUCAAGACCCUGCCAUUGCCAGUUGAUGACUUCUUAGUGGACAUCUACUACCAUUUCCAUCAUAGUGAUAGAGACAUUCCUUGGGCCAACUGCAUUGGAUUCUCAUCUGACAACUGCAAUGUGAUGAUAGGCAAGAACAACAGUGUCCUGACUCGUAUUCAGCAGAUGUCACCAAGUGUGUUCAACUUCGACCAGACGAGAGAAUUACAAGCAGUUCCAAGAGUUCACAGAGACUGA